AUGGGAAAGGCAUCACGCAAAUCCAGAUCAGUGUUGAUCUCGAAUCGGUGGAUCACAACCAGUAGAAAUGCGUUGCAAUUGUCUCAAGAUGCCAGCCCCGAGGUACGGCAGAGCUCAUUCGCGCUUCUCGGCGAUCUCUCGAAGGCGUGCUACCAUCAUCUGCAGCCAUCAAUACAUCUGUUCAUGCCAAUUCUAACGAACAAUCUAAAUCCGGAUCUGAUAUCGGUUUGCAACAAUUCGAUAUGGGCAAUCGGUGAGGUGGCGAUGAAGAUGGGUGAGGGCAUGCGGCAGUACGUGAACAACAUGCUGCCGGCGUUGAUUUUCGUGAUGAAUCGGGAUAAAGGACCGAAAACGUUACUCGAGAAUACAGGUGCGUGGGCGUUGCUGACGGGAAGUUAUAAAUAA
Molecule: messenger RNA, 405 nt
Organism: Anisakis simplex (herring worm)
Lineage: Eukaryota; Metazoa; Nematoda; Chromadorea; Rhabditida; Anisakidae
Source: the annotation of a GenBank genome assembly